GAUCACGUGUCACCUCCAGUUGACUUCACGGGUCACAUGAUCAUGUAGGUUAUCCGCGUGCACGAUCAACUGUGUGCCCGCCUGUGAAGAUACUCUUUUCGUACGAGCCGGCACGAACGAAGCAUCUCCGAUAACGUCAUGUCCAGCAAGCCUGCGUACAAAGUUGCGGACUUGUCCUUGGCGGAAUGGGGUCGCAAGGAGAUCACCCUGGCGGAGAACGAGAUGCCGGGACUCAUAGCGAUCAGGAAAAAGUACGGACCCUCGAAGGUGCUGAAGGGCGCGCGGAUCGCAGGCUGUCUUCACAUGACUGUGCAAACAGCAGUGUUGAUUGAAACCCUGGUGGAACUCGGCGCCGAGGUACAAUGGUCGUCUUGCAAUAUAUUCAGCACACAGGAUCACGCAGCCGCAGCUAUGGCGAAGGCCGGAGUCCCGGUAUACGCAUGGAAAGGUGAGACGGACGAGGAGUACACCUGGUGCAUCGAGCAAACCUUAGUCUUCUCAGACGGCAAGCCGUUUAACUUAAUUCUCGACGACGGCGGCGACCUGACCAACCUCGUGCACGUCAAGUAUCCGCAGUACCUCACUGAAUGUCGAGGCUUAUCCGAGGAAACCACCACUGGUGUGCAUAAUCUUUACCGCAUGAUGAAGGAAGGCAUGCUCAAGGUGCCAGCGAUUAACGUCAACGACUCUGUCACGAAGAGCAAGUUCGACAAUUUGUAUGGCUGCAGGGAGUCACUAAUCGACGGCAUUAAGAGGGCGACCGACGUCAUGAUAGCCGGGAAGGUAUGCGUGGUGGCUGGCUACGGCGACGUUGGUAAAGGAUGCGCACAAAGUCUUCGAGCCCUCGGCGGUCGCGUCAUCAUCACGGAGAUCGAUCCUAUUAAUGCUCUGCAAGCGGCUAUGGAAGGAUACGAGGUAACGACGAUGGACGAAGCGUGCACCAAGGGCCAGAUAUACGUGACCACCACGGGUUGCAAGGACAUCAUCGGAAGUCGGCAUUUCGUCAAUAUGCCGAACGACGCUAUCGUUUGCAACAUCGGCCAUUUCGACUGCGAGAUCGACGUCACUUGGUUACAGAAGAACGCCGUGGAGAAGAUGAACGUGAAGCCGCAGGUGGAUCGAUUCCGGCUGGAAAACGGCAGGCACAUCAUUCUCCUCGCGGAAGGCCGUCUGGUAAACCUGGGCUGCGCGAUGGGCCAUUCGAGCUUUGUUAUGAGCAACUCGUUCACGAAUCAGGUGCUCGCGCAGAUCGAAUUGUGGACCAAGUCGGAUCAAUACUCCGUCGGUGUGCAUAUGUUGCCUAAGAAGUUGGACGAGGAGGUAGCGGCGUUGCACUUAAAUCACCUGGGCGUGAAACUUACGACUUUGACACCGGAACAGGCCAAGUACCUGGACGUGCCUGUGGAAGGACCUUACAAACCUGACCACUACAGAUACUAGCCACCAGAGUUCGUACGCGUGUACGAAGAUUUACGACGAAUCGCUGUGUAAGAAAAUAAAUUGUUUUUACUACACCUAUA
Messenger RNA from Harpegnathos saltator (Jerdon's jumping ant), 1520 nucleotides. It is a transcript of the gene Ahcy, whose product is annotated as adenosylhomocysteinase. The record is from RefSeq and is a predicted model, not a curated record. The coding region runs from base 139 to 1440 and encodes 433 amino acids. Gene Ontology annotation, cellular component: cytosol. Lineage: Eukaryota; Metazoa; Arthropoda; Insecta; Hymenoptera; Formicidae. The transcript has 6 exons. Gene Ontology annotation, biological process: L-methionine cycle. Gene Ontology annotation, molecular function: adenosylhomocysteinase activity.